Molecule: messenger RNA, 215 nt
Organism: Pelobates cultripes (western spadefoot toad)
Lineage: Eukaryota; Metazoa; Chordata; Amphibia; Anura; Pelobatidae
Source: the annotation of a GenBank genome assembly
ACUCUGAACCUGAGGCUAUGCAGGUAGAUCUAAUAAGAGGGCCAUUAUCCAAUGAAGAAAAACAGUGGCGACGCACUCACAACUUAUGCCUGUAUUGUGGUAGUGCAGGGCAUUAUGCCAUCAAUUGCCCUAACAAGUCUAAAAGAACAAUAGCUAUGACUGCUGAGGGUGCACAGAUUCAACACCAAUCCCAGAUUUCAGACCAACUGGAUUCU